Aspergillus uvarum CBS 121591 is the source of this 2550-nucleotide messenger RNA. RefSeq names its product beta-glucosidase. The transcript has 5 exons. The record is from RefSeq and is a predicted model, not a curated record. Gene Ontology annotation, molecular function: beta-glucosidase activity. Bases 1 to 2550 code for a protein of 849 amino acids. Gene Ontology annotation, biological process: glucan catabolic process. NCBI's taxonomy places the organism in Eukaryota, Fungi, Ascomycota, Eurotiomycetes, Eurotiales, Aspergillaceae.
AUGUCAGACCUAAACACCGAAUCCUUGUUAGCUCGCUUGACACUGGAUGAGAAAUUGGCAUUGAUCGCGGGACAGUCCCAGUGGCGGACCGCAGCCAUUGAUCGCCUGGAUAUUCCUUCUCUCAAGGUGUCGGAUGGACCAUCCGGGGCGCGUGGAGAAGUCUUUGGAGAGAACACACCAGCGGCUUUCCUGCCCUGUGGCGUGAGUCUUGGGGCCACAUGGGACCCAGACCUUCUACAUGAGAUUGGACAAUUACUGGCAGAUGAGUGCAAAACAAAAUCCGCCUCGGUGCUCCUCGGUCCCACGAUUUGUAUCCAUAGACACCCUCUUGGUGGACGCAACUUUGAGGCAUAUAGUGAGGAUCCCUAUCUCACUGGCAAGCUAGCCAUUGCCCAUGUUCGGGGCAUCCAGUCCCGCGGCAUUGGGGCCACGCCCAAGCAUUUCGUUGCCAACGAUCAGGAAACGAGGCGGUUCAAAAUAGACGCCAAGGUCGCUGCCCGUGCUCUGAGGGAGGUUUACCUGCUGCCGUUUCAGAUGGUCGUCCGUGAUGCCGACCCCUGGUGUAUGAUGACCGCGUAUAACAAGGUCAAUGGUCACCAUUGUGAUGCAUCCCGUGAGCUGCUCAUUGAAAUCGCCCGUGGUGAAUGGGACUGGCGCGGGGUCUUUAUGAGCGAUUGGGGAGGUACCACUUCUACAGUCGCGUCGAUCAACAACGGCCUCGACCUUGAGAUGCCUGGGCCUCCUACCAAGCGCUCGAGAGAUGCCUUGGAGGAGUCCCUUAAACAAGGCAUGGUGGACCUGGAUCGAGUGACUGAGUCCGCUGGUCGCAUCCUGCGUCUUCUCCAUCGGACGAACAGGUUUGCUGACCCUAGGGAUGACCCAGAGCGAUGCGAGGACACGCUGGAGAAGAGGGCCUUGCUUCUUCGCGCUGCCACUGCGGGUAUUGUUAUGCUGAAGAAUAACUCGUCAGCUCUCCCACUCAAACCCGUAGACUCUCUCCGCAAAGUCGGCAUAUUUGGUCCCAACGCGCAGAGGGUAGUCGCGGGCGGGGGAGGUAGUUCCUACAUCAAAGCCCAAUAUUGGACUUCAGUCUACGACUCAAUGAAGCAUGAACUUCGUGAAACCCAGACUGAGUUUGUCAGUUUACCAGGAGCCAAAGUCAAUCGAUACCUUCCCAUUUGCGAGGUGGCCAGGGACCCAGACACUGGCAUGUCCGGAGCAGCUGUCGACUGGUACAACGGUGUUGGAUUUGAUGGUGAAAUAGUAGUGACUACCCACAUUGACGAUUUGUAUUUCAUGUCUUUCGGAACCGUUCCACCCGAAGUCAAGGAUCCUACAGAUUUUUCCUUUCGCCUUCGUGCCAAAGUACGGCCACGUACAACCGGCUCCCAUUCCAUUUCUCUCGCCUCCAUUGGCCCUGCAAAGCUUAGUCUUGACGAGUCUCUACUCCUCGAGCAAUCUGGGGCCUACGAAGAGAAAGGCAAUCUCUUCUUCACAUACGGGAGUGAGGAGAAAAUUUGCUCCUGGGACUUCGAGGCUGAAAAUGACUAUGAGCUCCAAAUCGACUACCAAUGCCAUGGUCGCCAGCGUAACCCCAAGCUUUGCCAUCUUCUAGACCCAAUGGAAGAUCAGUUUCAGGGGAUCCGGCUCGGCUUCGAGGAAGAAGAUCGUCGGGACCGACCUAGUGAGGCCGCCAAACUGGCUGCGGACUGCGUUGCCGCCAUCGUGGUUGUGGGCCGUGAUAGAGAGUGGGAGACGGAAGGCCAAGACGUGCCGUUCUUCGAUCUGCCCGGCGAGCAAGUGCGUCUAAUUCGCAGUGUAGCGGCUGUCUGCAAGCGAACCAUUGUGGUCGUACAGGCCGGAACACCCGUGAACAUGGACCCGUGGAUGCAAGACGUGCAGGCUGUGCUCUACACCUGGUAUCAGGGCCAGGAGUUGGGCAACGCGGCGGCGGCGGUUCUCUGCGGUCAUGUCAACCCCUCUGGUCGACUGCCUGUCACCUUCCCGCGGCGGGUCGAAGACUGUCCUGCCUACUCAUCGUUUCCAGGUGAGGCGGACGAGGUCUAUUACACCGAGGGCCUAUUUGUCGGCUACCGAUGGUGGGAUCUGCUAUCUAUCGAACCGUUGUUUCCCAUCGGAUUUGGCCUCUCAUACAACGAGUUCGAGGUGGCGCCGGGCUCGAUCAGCACACACACCUUGACAAUCGGCUCUUCCGAGUUGAUUGUCACUGCGCAUGUGACCAACACCGGUGGGAGCGAGUUGCCAGGCCGGGAGACUGUGGUUGCGUGGUUCUCUCCGUGCGAACCAACGAGACUGAGGCGGCCGAAGAAGCAGAUCUGUGGCUUCGCCAAAUCCCGGCCACUGCUGCCUGGUGAGACGCAGGAGGUCGAGAUUCAAAUCGACUACCGGUCUUUGGGCAUGUUUGACACCAGUAGGAACCGUUGGAUCAUUGACGCUGCUAGUGAGGUGGAGAUUUUGCUGGGAACGACGGCGUCCCACGCGGUGCCUGUGGGACGUGUGACGGCAGGUCAGGAGAUGACUUGGAGCUAA